Molecule: messenger RNA, 1043 nt
Organism: Sipha flava (yellow sugarcane aphid)
Lineage: Eukaryota; Metazoa; Arthropoda; Insecta; Hemiptera; Aphididae
Exons: 2
Coding region: 480-1028 (182 amino acids)
Source: RefSeq, a predicted model, not a curated record
UGCAAUUUUGUAAUUAUACUUUUAAAAUAAAUAUUAAACAUUUUGUGAACCAAUGUGUGUCUGGACGCAAUCAGGAUACUUAUAUUUGGGAUAAAAUACGACUACCUGAAUUCGGGCCGCAAUCGGGCAACUCCGAUAUUUUUAUAACAUUGUUAUUGUUUAAACACUAUAAACCCAUAGCAAUCCUAAAGGACCUCACACACGAUCAGUUUAACUGUGCAGUUUAUCACGUAUGACGUCAUGUCUGAGCGAUAACCUGAGGAAACUGUGCAGUUCUGGUGGAUUUUUACGCAGGCUAUUGGCCUGCGCGAGAUAGUCUACUUUGCACCGAUUAACGGCGCAGUUAGAUCAGUUAAUCGAACAGUUUGCACAGUCUUCUCUAGUUGUUUUUAGCCACGCACGAUAUCCGCUAAGUUUAUUUUGUAUUAUUUAUUAAUUAUAUUUUGUAACUAUUCUACUACUCAACUGUUGUCGCCGCCAUGGCAAAAAAAAAAAAAAGAGAACAACUUUUGUAUUUUAUUGAUGCAUACAGAAGUUUACCAGAAUUGUGGGAUAUAGAAUGCCCUUCAUAUUCGAAUCGGAUAAAAAAAGCUGCAGCGUACAAUGUUUUAAUUGAAAAACUUAAACCUCUAGAGCCAGAUGCGGUUCGUGAUAGUGUUAAAAAAAUUAACAACCUUCGAUCAACUUUUCGGAAAGAAUUGAAGAAGGUAAACGACUCAAAAAGAUCCAGCGCGGGAAGCGAUGAUGUAUAUGUUCCAAGCCUCUGGUACUUCAACGAAUUGAUGUUUUUGGUAGACCAAGAAACUCCGGACACGAGUGAGUUAACAUUUGCAGUGGACAAUGCAGUGGAUAAUGAAAACGGCCAGAAUUCGGCUUCAGUUCCUUUAUCUGAAUUUAUUUCACCUGGGCUAACACACACUUCAUUUUCUGCACCACCCAGCAAAAAAAAAAGAAGACCAUUCCUGCAUCACACGAUCUUCUUAUUAAAGCCACGCGGUAUUUGGAAGCUGAAGACGAUGAGUUCCUAACAUUGGCGAAGGGUU